Messenger RNA from Cornus florida, 1938 nucleotides. RefSeq names its product serine/threonine-protein kinase BSK1-like. NCBI's taxonomy places the organism in Eukaryota, Viridiplantae, Streptophyta, Magnoliopsida, Cornales, Cornaceae. The record is from RefSeq and is a predicted model, not a curated record. Gene Ontology annotation, biological process: protein phosphorylation; brassinosteroid mediated signaling pathway. The coding region runs from base 244 to 1755 and encodes 503 amino acids. Gene Ontology annotation, molecular function: protein binding; protein kinase activity; ATP binding. The transcript has 9 exons.
AAAGACCUUUGAAGACAAGAAUACCCCUUUGCAUAUAUAGCAACCCAUUUGCCACUGUAAUGGUAAGAUUGAUCACUGCAUCUGUAUGUGUGAGAGAGAGAAAUUGAAACAACUGAACAACAACAAAAGGGAGGACAUAAACUUCACGACUCCCUUUUCUUCUCUCUCUACUUUCUCUCUCUACAAAUGGUUCAUCUUGACGUCUGAAGGACAAAGUCUGAGACACACACUAAAGCGAUAGUCAUGGGUUGCUGUGCGUCGUCGUUUCUAGCGGAGACACACCCGGAAAAAGUACACAAGCUUCACCAUGACAGCCCAAAAAACCCACCAUUCAACCACCCAUCACCCUCCGGUGGCGGGCACGACCCGGUAACCGCCACCGGCGUACCCUCCUUCUCGGAGUUCUCCUUCGCCGACCUCAAAGCCGCCACCAACAACUUCAGCUCCGAUUACAUCGUCUCCGAGAGCGGCGAAAAAGCCCCCAAUCUUGUCUACAAGGGUCGCUUGCAGAACCGCCGAUGGAUUGCUGUAAAGAAAUUUACCAAAUUAGCUUGGCCCGACCCGAAACAGUUUGCGGAGGAGGCUUGGGGUGUUGGGAAGUUGCGGCAUCGAAGGCUCGCGAAUUUGAUUGGGUACUGCUGUGAUGGUGAUGAGAGAUUGCUUGUUGCAGAGUACAUGCCCAAUGAUACUCUUGCUAAGCAUUUAUUUCACUGGGAAAAUCAAACCAUUGAAUGGGCCAUGCGUUUGAGAGUAGCACUAUAUAUAGCUGAAGCCUUACACUAUUGUAGUGCUGAAGGCCGUCCGUUGUACCAUGAUCUGAAUGCUUACAGGGUCCUCUUUGAUGAGGAUGGCGAUCCGAGGCUUUCAUGUUUUGGUUUGAUGAAAAAUAGUAGAGAUGGAAGAAGUUAUAGCACAAAUCUUGCCUACACACCUCCGGAGUAUCUAAAAAAUGGAAGGGUCACCCCUGAAAGUGUUAUAUACAGCUUUGGCACUGUCCUAUUGGAUCUGUUAAGUGGAAAGCACAUCCCUCCAAGUCACGCUCUUGAUAUGAUACGUGGCAAGAACAUCAUUCUCUUAAUGGACUCACAUUUGGAGGGAAAGUUCUCUACAGAGGAAGCAACAGUAGUUGUUGGUCUUGCUUCUCAGUGUUUGCAGUAUGAACCUAGAGAGCGACCUAACACAAAGGAUCUUGUUGCGGCACUUGCUCCACUACAAACCAAAUCAGAUGUUCCAUCUUAUGUAAUGCUUGGGAUAUCGAAACAUGAGGAAGCCCCACCAACCCCACAACGGCCUCUAUCACCUAUGGGUGAGGCCUGUUCACGAAUGGACCUCACAGCAAUCCAUCAGAUAUUGGUUAUGACGCACUACCGGGAUGAUGAAGGAACCAAUGAGUUAUCUUUUCAAGAAUGGACCCAACAGAUGAGAGAUAUGCUGGAGGCACGGAAGCGUGGUGACUAUGCAUUCCGUGAUAAGGAUUUUAAAACUGCCAUUGAUUGUUAUUCUCAGUUCAUAGAUGUAGGAACCAUGGUCUCCCCAACUGUUUAUGCACGACGAAGUCUGUGUUAUCUCCUAUGUGAUCAACCUGAUGCUGCCCUUAGAGAUGCAAUGCAAGCACAAUGCGUCUAUCCAGACUGGCCAACGGCCUUUUACAUGCAGUCAGUUGCCCUUGCAAAACUGGACAUGCACCAGGAUGCUGCUGACAUGUUGAAUGAGGCUGCUGGACUUGAAGAGAAGAGGCAAAAAGGUGGGAGAUAAUCAUGAGAAUCAACCCAUAUAAAUCACAAGGAAAUUUAUUCAUCGCCAUCUGUUGUUCUUAACAACUUCCUGACUUAGUAAAAUGAGUACCGGAAUUGAAAUCAUCUACUUGUCGUCUUUGCUGCAAAUGUAUUUAUAGGGACAAACUAGUUCCUGCAUUAAUAAAAUUGUUUUCUUUCACCA